CCACUCAUAUUCCUUUCAUAGGUUCUGUAUUCAAUCAAGCGCCUAUCGAAAUCCAAAACCAUGAGCUUCGGUGGCUCUUCGGGUAGCAGAGCAGCACAAAGGGCAUUCGAGUUUGGGAGGACACAUGUGGUGAGGCCCAAAGGGAAGCAUCAGGCAACUAUUGUCUGGCUACAUGGUCUUGGCGAUAAAGGCUCAAGUUGGUCCCAGCUUUUUGAGAGUCUUCCACUUCCUAAUAUCAAAUGGAUUUGCCCAACUGCUCCAACUCGACCUGUUGCUGCAUUUGGUGGAUUCCCCUGCACUGCUUGGUUUGACGCGGGAGAUCUUUCAGAAGAUGGUCCUGAUGAUUUGGAGGGUUUGGAUGCUUCAGCAGCACAUAUUGCAAAUCUAUUGUCUACUGAACCAUCUGAUGUUAAAUUAGGUGUCGGGGGAUUUAGUAUGGGAGCUGCAAUGGCUCUUUACUCCGCAACAUGCCAUGCUCUGCGACAAUAUGGGAAUGGAAGCCCGUAUCGGGUGAACUUGAGUGUAAUUGUUGGUCUUAGCGGUUGGCUUCCUUGCUCGAGGACUCUAAGAAACCGAAUGGGGGGAUUAAAUGGAGCUGGGCGACGUGCAGCAUCAUUACCGAUUCUAAUUUGUCACGGCACAGGUGAUGAUGUGGUCGAAUAUAAACACGGGGAGAAAUCUGCACGGACCUUAGUCUCAGCCGGCUUUCAGAAUCUCACAUUCAGGACAUAUAACGGGCUGGGUCACUACACAGCUCCCGAGGAAACCGAUGAACUCUGUCGCUGGCUCGCUGCGAAUUUGGGGCUCGACGGGGCGUGAUUUUGAAGUCAUGAAGAAAAGCAAAGCAGAAGGAAUAGAGAUUAAAAAAACAGUGUUUAGAGAGGAUGGGUUAUGGUAUACUUGCAUACUGUAGAAUAUGGUUUUUCUUUUUUUUUUUUUGUUUAUCAUAAUAAAAUCACUGUGGGUUUUUUAAGGAUCUGAUAAUAAUAUCCAUUUGUUGUACACUAACAUUAGUAGUUUUAUUCACAUGAUGAGAUUAGUAA
Messenger RNA from Ipomoea nil (Japanese morning glory), 1043 nucleotides. Its product is annotated as acyl-protein thioesterase 1 homolog 1-like. Lineage: Eukaryota; Viridiplantae; Streptophyta; Magnoliopsida; Solanales; Convolvulaceae. The transcript is spliced from 10 exons. The record is from RefSeq and is a predicted model, not a curated record. Gene Ontology annotation, molecular function: hydrolase activity. Bases 61 to 819 code for a protein of 252 amino acids.